ACACGGUGGCGGCAGAGUGUGAUCCUUUUGCGGCUGCAGCGGCUGAACGCAAGUGCAUAGCAUCUGUCACUGACCGGCACGACGCAGCAGGGCGAAUUAGGUGAAGUUUGACCGGUGUCUUCACACUUUUCAUGAGGUGAAAAACUAAGCUUCCGCUCCACAUAGACUUGCUAUAUUUAUCUUUCAGGUUUCAGGUUAACAGCUCUUCUCACAUGGCCACCUUUUCCCCAUGUGCACAUGCACAAGAAAUGCCAUUCAUCGAUGCUACACUGUCGGAAACAUCCCCCUGACGAAGAAUUUGACAAAUCAGGGGCACUGCAGCGAGUGUGACCCGGUUUCAAGAUGCAGUGAGGAAGAGGAGAAGAAGGGGGCAUGAUCAGAACAGAGAGGGGGGUUGGCAGGGGGAGAGAGAGAGUGAGAGAGACUCAGUGCCACAGUAUGUUCUAGGCAGAAGAGUCCAGUCUGGCUUUCUUGCUUCAGAGAAGACACAGACCCCCUAUGUCCCGAAUCGGCUGGUGCAGGUAGGGUGACAGCGCUGAAGGAGAAGUAGUUGAGGUCAUUUCUAUUUGAGCCAAAAGUGGAUUGAUGGACCUCCAUUAUGGCAAAGUGGAAGUGAUUCUACAUUCUUCAACUGUGGCACAAUGUCGAAUAUGAUUUCCCUGACUGCCGUGAGCAUCUUGUACCUGCCUGUUUUACUGUUUGAGGCCUUUGUCUUGUCUAAUGGGAAGUAUGAGAGGUCUGUGGUGCCGAGCUCUGCCUCCCGCCUGGUGGCGAGGAUGGACGGGGACAUUAUAAUCGGGGCCCUCUUCUCUGUUCACCACCAACCCUCCGCUGAGAAGGUGGCAGAGAGGAAAUGUGGAGAAGUCCGCGAGCAGUACGGCAUCCAAAGAGUGGAGGCCAUGUUCCACGCCUUGGAUCGGAUUAACUCGGACCCCAACCUGUUACCCAACAUCACCCUGGGCUGUGAGAUCAGGGACUCCUGCUGGCAUUCCUCGGUGGCUCUGGAGCAGAGCAUCGAGUUCAUACGAGACUCUCUCAUCUCCAUCCGGGACGACAGGGACGGGUCCAGGUGGUGCAUCGAAGGGGUGCCCUCCAGUCAGCCACCGACAACCAAGAAGCCCAUUGCGGGGGUCAUCGGGCCCGGCUCCAGCUCAGUCGCAAUUCAAGUUCAAAACCUUCUGCAGUUGUUCAACAUCCCCCAGAUUGCCUAUUCUGCAACCAGUAUUGACCUCAGUGACAAGACACUAUUUAAGUACUUCCUCAGAGUCGUGCCCUCAGACACCCUUCAGGCCAGGGCCCUCCUGGACAUCGUCAAACGAUACAACUGGACUUAUGUGUCUGCGGUGCACACAGAGGGGAACUACGGGGAGAGUGGGAUGGAGGUGUUCAAAGAGCUCGCCUCCCAGGACGGCAUCUGCAUCGCCCACUCUGACAAGAUCUACAGCAACGCCGGGGAGAAGCACUUUGACAGGCUGCUGAGGAAGCUGCGUGAGCGUCUGCCUAAAGCCCGAGUUGUUGUCUGCUUCUGUGAAGGCAUGACGGUCCGAGGGCUGCUCACGGCCAUGAGACGGCUCGGAGUAGCCGGAGAGUUCCUCCUAAUUGGCAGUGAUGGCUGGGCCGACCGGGUGGAGGUGGUGGAGGGAUACGAACAGGAGGCUGUGGGCGGCAUCACAGUGAAGCUGCAGUCUAAAGAGGUCUCCUCCUUCGAUGACUACUUCCUGAAGCUCAAGCUCAGCACCAACACCCGCAACCCGUGGUUCCCCGAGUUCUGGCAGUACCGCUUCCAGUGCCGCCUUCCCGGACACCCGCUAGAGAACCUGAAUUAUGCACGGAACUGCACAGAGGAUGAUGAUCUAGAACUCCGAGACGGUUAUGAAAGUCUGGAGGACAACUACGUCCAAGACAGCAAAAUGGGAUUCGUCAUCAAUGCCAUCUACGCCAUGGCCCACGGGCUGCAAGACAUGCACACCAUUCUCUGCCCUGGGACCGUGGGGCUCUGUGAAAACAUGAAACCUGUCGACGGCAGCCACUUACUGGACUUUCUCCUCAAGACUUCCUUCACGGGUGUUUCUGGAGAGGACAUUUGGUUUGAUGAGAAUGGCGACUCCCCCGGGAGGUAUGAGAUUAAGAACUUCCAGCAAGUGGAGCCUGGUGUUUAUGACUACAUCAACAUUGGCUCCUGGCAUGAGGGUCUUCUCAGUCUGGAUGACGAACUGAUGCACAUGAACCGCAGUGACGUGGUCCGCUCUGUCUGUAGUGAGCCCUGCUCCAAAGGAGAGAUCAAGGUGAUCAGGAAGGGAGAAGUGAGCUGCUGCUGGAUUUGCACUGACUGUAAGGAAAACGAGAUCGUCCAGGACGAGUUCACAUGUAAGGCCUGUGAGCUGGGCUGGUGGCCGGAUGAAGAACUGGAAGGCUGUGAGCAAAUUCCACUGCGCUACCUGGAGUGGAGCAAUCCAGAGUCCAUUAUCCAGGUGGUUUUUGCCUGUCUGGGCAUCCUGGUCACGUCAUUUGUUGCCUUCAUCUUUGUCUUAUAUCGUGACACGCCUGUGGUCAAAUCCUCCAGCCGGGAGCUCUGCUACAUCAUCCUCGCAGGGAUCUUCUUGGGCUAUCUGUGUCCCUUCACCCUUAUCGCCCGUCCCACCGUGGUCUCCUGCUACCUCCAGAGGCUGCUUGUGGGACUCUCUGCUGCCAUGUGCUACUCCGCCCUGGUGACCAAAACCAACCGCAUUGCCCGUAUUCUGGCUGGCAGCAAAAAGAAAAUCUGCACCAGGAAACCGAGAUUCAUGAGUGCCUGGGCUCAAGUGGUCAUUGCCUCCAUCCUGAUCAGUGUCCAGCUCACCUUGGAGAUUACCCUCAUUAUCUUGGAGCCUCCUGAACCCAUCAAAUCCUACCCCAGCAUCAAAGAAGUUUUCCUCAUCUGCAACACCAGCAACGUGGGUGUUGUGGCCCCUCUCGGCUACAACGGCUUGCUCAUCAUGAGCUGCACCUAUUACGCCUUCAAGACCCGCAACGUUCCUGCAAAUUUCAAUGAAGCCAAAUACAUCGCCUUCACCAUGUACACCACGUGUAUAAUAUGGCUGGCGUUUGUGCCAAUCUACUUUGGCAGCAACUACAAGAUCAUCACCACGUCUUUCUCUGUAAGCCUGAGUGUGACUGUAGCUUUGGGCUGUAUGUUCACCCCAAAGAUGUACAUCAUCAUUGCCAAACCUGAGCGGAACGUGCGCAGCGCGUUCACCACCUCUGACGCUGUGCGCAUGCACGUCGGCGAUGGCAAAAUUGCCUGCCGAAGCAACAGCCUGCUCAACAUGUUCAAGAGGAAGAAGAACACUGGAAACGGCAGUUCUAAUGGAAAGUCUGUGUCAUGGUCUGAACCAGGUGCAAGACAUCCUCCAAAAGGGGAUCACACGUGGCACAGACUGUCAGUGCACGUGAAGAGACAGGAAGCAGGUUCCAAUCAGAUGGCUGUCAUCAAACCCUUAACUAAUACCUACCAAAGCCGAGGCCUGGACUUCUCAGACCUCAGCACUAAGACUUUGUACAAUGUGGCUGAGGAGGACGAGGGUGACCCGAUUAGAUACAAUCCCCCCAUCACUCCCCCAAUGAUGACCCACAGACACCUUCCUGACUGUGGGCUUAUAAAAGACAUGGAGGAGGUGAAGCUCUACAAACCUCAGCAUCAGCAGCCAAAUAGCAUGAUCCCCCAACACGUCGUCCUGGACCACCAACAUGGGAACGUGAUGGUUGGUAAAUUCAACAGUGACAUCCCUGAUCUUAAUGAUAUGAUUAGCAUGCCCGAGGCGGUGAGCGGCGGCAUGCCCGUAUACCACCAGGCCCACCUGAUCCAGCAGGAGCCGGUCCUGCCUCUGCACAUGGACCUGUUUGAUGAGGAGCCCUCUCCCCCUUUAGAGGACGAGGAGAUGGAGAAUGAGCAGUUUGGCCUUCUCCACGGCUACAUGUACAACAACGCCCAGAUUCAUGAUGAGGACUUUGUUGAGGUCAAAUUAGCCAUGGAAAACUCUCUGGCCCUAAUGCCUCCGUCCCCUUUCCGAGAUUGCGCUGCUCCUCCAGUGAGCCCCUUCCCCAAUUCGCCGGUGUCCGAGUCGAUUUUGUGCAAUCCUACAAAUAUGACAUAUGCCUCUGUAAUCCUCAAAGACUUCAAGCAAAGCUCCUCAACUCUGUGAGGGUGCACUCUAAAUAUUACCAGUUGUUGUACUAUAUUUUCAAGUUUCUAAUGAUGUGCUGUAUAUGAUAUGUAAGAAAGAAGUCAUUUUGUUGUCUGACAAGUCAUUUUUCACUCUAUAAUUGAUAGCUGUUACAUGAUAAGGAUGAACAACAAGGCACUACAUUUUAAAAUGGUUUUAGAUGUCUACAAUAGUGACAAACAAUGACACUUACAAACAUUUAUUUAAAUGCUAAUAUAAGAUUUUAGGAUUAAAUACAUUUUGUGCUUAACAAUAAGACAAGCAACUAUAAAUUGCCUAUGUACAUUUAUUACUAUAAACAGAUUUCUUUGAGAAAAUAUAGGCAACAUUACAAGCAGAUGAUUUUACUGAUAUUAAACAGCGCGACUUAAUGAGGAAUAUAGUUUGUAUGUAAAAUCGGAUUUGUCGAUAGUAUUUUUAGAAAAUAUGUUUUGUGUUACACAUUGUGACUUUUCUGUUUUAUUAAGAACGAAAGAAAUUGAAAAGUUUAAAGGAAUAGUUAGUAAUUGGGAAAAUACAAUUAUUGCUUUCUUGAAGAGAGGUUGAUGAGAAGAUUGAAUUCCCUCUAACAUCUGUCUGCUAAAUAUAAAGCUAAGUUUAGCAUAAAGACUGGAAAAGGGCAAAAGGGGGUCUUUUCUCACCAAGAGCUGUAUGAAUAACAAGCUAAUAUCUAAUUAUCCCAACACAUUUUUUGUUUUUCGCGUGUCAUUUCACGACAUAUGUCUCUACUGACUUGUGACGUAGUACGAAGAGCGAGAUGGGUCAAACAACCAGGACUUUCACCCAGGAGACCCAUGUUUGUGUCUUGUGUGGAACCAAAAGUCAACAACCAAAAGGUCCGGAAGAAGAAUAUUAACCACGUGUUUAAAACUUGACAAGUUGGGACAUGGGCGUUUAAAUGACAUAAACACAAAUUUUAAAAAGCUUGACAUGACACGCAAAAUGUCCUUAAAGAUAUAGUGCGUCGUGUCAUUUGGCAAUGGCUUGAAUGAAACUAAUGAUGUUGAUGUUCAAUAAUGCACAAAAGCUUUAAAAGUGGCAAGCUAAUUUUACACCUUCAUAUGAGCUCAUGUUGGAAACAAUUCAUACAUUUUAAUUAUUAGACUUUUUGGAUUAAACAAACAGGAUAUAAGGAUUUAUUCAGUGAGUUGUUACUGUAGGCAUAUUUUGUGACCUUUAGACAGAGCGAGGCUAGCUGUUUUCCCUUUUCGAGUCUUCAUGCUAAGCUAUGCUAACUACUGAUGGUAGCUUCAUAUAAGGUGUACAAUACAGGUGCUACAAUACAUGAGAGUGGUAUCAAACUUCUCAUAUAAUGAAACAUUUUUGACAAGAAAGCACAUUUCUCAAAACUUUUGAUUUAAACUGGUAGAGCAGAAUAAAAAUGUUUUUCUUUGAUGAAAUUUAAAACAUCUACAUGAUUUCUUGUUG
Etheostoma spectabile (orangethroat darter) is the source of this 5630-nucleotide messenger RNA. RefSeq names its product glutamate receptor, metabotropic 1b (gene grm1b). NCBI's taxonomy places the organism in Eukaryota, Metazoa, Chordata, Actinopteri, Perciformes, Percidae. Gene Ontology annotation, cellular component: membrane. The coding region runs from base 642 to 4181 and encodes 1179 amino acids. The record is from RefSeq and is a predicted model, not a curated record. The transcript has 11 exons. Gene Ontology annotation, molecular function: G protein-coupled receptor activity. Gene Ontology annotation, biological process: G protein-coupled receptor signaling pathway.